AUGGACAAGUUAGCCCACAUUCAAGAGGUUCCUACAGCGCAAACUGCGAGCGAGGGGCACAUCAAAGAACAGGAGGAGACAGAAGACACGGAGUUACAACAGGAUGAACAAGAGGACGAGAUACUGAAGAAAAAGUACCAUGGGGACAAGAAAACGCACGGCGUCAUCUCACUUACCGGGCAUCCGGCAAAGGAGGGAGGGGUAGCCUGUUGGCUUCUUGGUAAUGCGAGCCAUACGGAUCAAACAGUGAACAAGACGCCCGGCAAAGAAGAUAAGACAGAAGACAUGGGGUGCCAGAAGGAUGGAAAAGAGGACGACCUAUUGCAGGAAAUGCACAAUGAGAACACAGAAAAGUACGGCGUAAUCAAAGCAGCGCAUUAUCCCACAAACGAGACUGACAACAGCGGGGAGCAGACAGCAGACACAAAAUGUCAGAAGGACGCUCUGAGCGAGGAAACAUGCCAGAUAAACUGUACCCAGCCUGAGGAUAUGCAGGUCCGUAUAGGACAGGUGGAAAUGGACAACAUGGUGGAUCAGACAAAAGACACAGGACGGCAGCAGGACGUUGUAACUGAGAAAACACUCGAUUCAAACUGUCCCGAAACUGACAAAGUGGUCCCGCCGCCACAAGCAUCUUUACAGAGCCAUAUCGUACAAGAUUUCAGCCAUCCUGCUAAACAUACCUUCAUCUGUUGGAAGUGCGGUCACCGGUCGGCUACUAGGAGUCGCAUGUUCAAACACAUGACAACGCAUAUCACCGAGAAACCCUACAAAUGUGAGCAGUGCGACUAUUCUGCUUCACACAAAGACAACCUACGCCAACACCUCAAAAUAAAACACGGUGAGAAAGUCCACAUAUGUAAAGAGUGCGGAUACAGAGCAUCUACCAUCGGUCGGCUGAAUGAACAUAUCAGAACCCACACAGGCGAGAAACCCUACCUUUGCGACGAAUGCGGGUACAACUUCACUACAAGACGGCUUUUGGGUCUGACCUAA
Molecule: messenger RNA, 996 nt
Organism: Branchiostoma floridae (Florida lancelet)
Lineage: Eukaryota; Metazoa; Chordata; Leptocardii; Amphioxiformes; Branchiostomatidae
Product: zinc finger protein 37-like
Exons: 2
Coding region: 1-996 (331 amino acids)
Biological process (GO): regulation of transcription by RNA polymerase II
Cellular component (GO): nucleus
Molecular function (GO): DNA-binding transcription factor activity, RNA polymerase II-specific; RNA polymerase II transcription regulatory region sequence-specific DNA binding
Source: RefSeq, a predicted model, not a curated record